This is a messenger RNA of Aplysia californica (California sea hare), 13131 nucleotides long. RefSeq names its product ATP-binding cassette sub-family B member 10, mitochondrial. The record is from RefSeq and is a predicted model, not a curated record. The transcript has 13 exons. The coding region runs from base 584 to 2737 and encodes 717 amino acids. Lineage: Eukaryota; Metazoa; Mollusca; Gastropoda; Aplysiida; Aplysiidae. Gene Ontology annotation, biological process: transmembrane transport. Gene Ontology annotation, molecular function: ATP hydrolysis activity; ABC-type oligopeptide transporter activity; ATP binding. Gene Ontology annotation, cellular component: membrane.
UUUCAAAUAUUUCAGUUGACUCUCUGAUUACUAAAUAUUUAGAGAGAUAAAGAUGUUUUUACAAAAAAAGGACAUUUCUUCUAAACAAGGGAAAAGGUUUUUAAUUGGCCCCAUGUCAAUUUUAAUAGAGCAAAUUGAUCAAUGAGGUAUAUUAAAAAUUGAUUAGUAAAGUUGAACAAUAAUAUCAAGUAUGCAUGAGCCUAUAUUUCAUGAACUAAAACAAAACCAUCCACCACGAACUAUAGCCUAUAUUAUCGCCCAAAAGUACACGAAAUCAAAACUUUUUCAUUGGAAAAAACAUUUAGUUUGUAACAUGAUAACUUGGCCUAAAAUAAAUAGAAACCUUUCUUUGAUGUAGGAGGAAAUGCAAUCGUCAGUGGUUUUAAAUAUGGCUGCGCCCUAUGUUAUGUCACCGAAAGCCAAGAAGUGAUCGAGGAAGGAACUGGCCAUUUGAUGUGACCAUGAACCAAUGUCUGCUACACACCACUGGAGAAGUAUGAAUUCUGUGGCAUCAUAAGGCACAGGACUGGGUUUUCAACACGUCAACUCUCACCUGUAUUGAUGAAAGAACUACUGUGUGAAGAUGGCAUUGUUAGCAGGACUCAACGAAACUGUGCUGCGAUGUGUCAGUCGGGCAGCAUCUUCUCAGAACAGCCUUCGUGUCUCCUCACAUUUUGUGCAACAGCUUUGCAGAGAUGCUCAUAUUCCAGGAGCUUUUCUUCUGAAAGGAAAUUUGACACGUUCAAUUCAUGUGGUAUCCCCUAGCCUUCGAUGUGCAAGCUAUCAUCGUACGUUAGUGUCCAGUUUGCCUAACACACUAUCUCACAAGCCUCUCCUAUUCAGUCGAAGAGUUUUUGCAUCUUCAUGCCUAAGGCAUGCCAACAAGAUGAAUGUAGGAAAUCAGAGUGUCCAGAAAACGUCUUCCACUCUAGAGAAGUCAUCCUCGAAACUGUCACAGUCCGCACCAAAGAAGGUUGAUGUCAAACGACUCCUUAGUCUAGCUCGUCCAGAGAAGUGGAAGUUGGCAGCUGCCAUGGGAUGUUUGGUGGUCUCCAGCGGUGUUGCCAUGUCUGUGCCUUUCUACAUUGGGAAAAUCAUUGACCUCAUCUACACGUCAGACAAAUCUGUGAUGAUGAACAAUCUCAACGCCGUUUGUGCUGUCCUGCUGGGAGUGUUUAUUCUUGGAGGCCUUGCAAACUUUGGCCGUGUCUACAUCCUACAGACCUCUAGCCAGCGUAUGGUUAAGCAGUUGAGAGAAAAUCUGUUCUCGAGAAUUAUACGCCAGGAAAUGGCGUUUUUUGAUAAGACAAAAACAGGCGAGUUGGUGAACAGACUUUCUACAGACACUACAGUGGUGGCCCAGUCUUUGUCGCAGAAUAUAUCGGACGGAUUGAGGUCAACAUUUCAGGCAUGUGCUGGUAUAGGCAUGAUGACUUAUAUGUCGACCAAACUGACUCUGAUCUCCAUGUGCAUAGUGCCACCUGUGGCUCUUGGUUCCAUUGUGUAUGGCCGCUACUUGAGGAAAGUGACGCGGCAGGUGCAGGACUCGCUGGCUAAUGCCACUCAGUUAGCAGAGGAGAGGAUUGCCAACAUUCGCACUGUUCGAGCCUUUGCACAGGAGAACAGAGAGAGUGAGGUGUACAGGCAAGGAGUGGAGCAAGUUCUACAGCUGUCGUAUAAAGAGUCUUGGGCCCGUGCCAUAUUCUGGGGCUUUACUGGAUUUUCUGGGAAUGUGAUUAUCAUCUCCGUGUUCUACUUCGGUGGUCUCAUGAUGUUGGACUCCAGCAUCACAGUCGGAGACCUUUCAGCGUUUUUACUCUAUGCAGCCUACGUGGGAGUCUCCAUGGGGGGUCUGACCAGUUUUUAUACUGAAGUGAACCGAGGCAUUGCUGCAAGCCAUCGCAUUUGGCAACUCAUAGACAGACAGCCACAGAUAGAACUGGAUCAUGUGGUCAAGUCAUUAUCGCAGCCUGCUCAGCUCGAGGGAGACAUCCGAUUUCAUGGAGUGACUUUUUCAUAUCCGUCAAGACCUGAAGCUCAGAUCUUCUCUGACCUUGACCUUCACAUUCCAGCCGGCUCUAUAACUGCUGUGGUUGGGCCUAGUGGCUCUGGAAAAUCGACGUUGGGCUCUUUGUUGUUACGCUUCUACGAUCCCAGUCAUGGUAACAUUACCCUAGAUGGGCAGAGCAUCCAAGAGGUUGACCCUCACUGGCUGAGAUCUCACAUCAGCACAGUCAGCCAGGAGCCCAUCCUGUUUUCCACAACAGUGGCGGAGAAUAUUGCUUACGGUUCAGACGAUCCUUUGUCAGUGUCCAGGGAAGACAUACUGGAUGCAGCACGCAAAGCCAAUGCCUUCAAUUUUGUCAGCAGUUUUCCAGAUGGUUUUGACACCUUGGUUGGGGAGAGGGGACUUAUGCUAUCAGGUGGACAGAGACAAAGAAUCGCGAUAGCUCGAGCAAUACUCAAGAACCCGAAGAUCUUAAUUUUAGAUGAAGCCACAAGCGCCUUGGAUGCAGAAAGCGAGCAUCUGGUUCAAGAAGCCCUGGAGCGUCUGAUGCAGGGCCGGACAGUGCUGACCAUUGCUCACCGCUUGUCCACCAUAAAGUCAGCUGACCAGAUCGCGGUGGUUGACCAGGGCAAAGUGGUGGAGAACGGCAGCUACUCGCAGCUCAUGGACCUCUCCGACGGCCUCUUCCGACGACUUGUAGAGAGACAAACUAUACAGAGUUUCAAUUGAUGACGUAUGGCCAGCAAUUAGUUAUGUUGAUUUUAUAUAAACCUUGGCACAGACUUUUAAAACUCAUAGUAUGCCAUCAGAUGUGUUGGAUUCUAGUGGAGAUACAAACUAUACAGAGCUGUCAUUGAUGAAGCAUGGCUGGCAACCGUUUACGAGGAUUAUACACCAGUGGUGUCUGGCACAAACUUGCCAAGUUGAUGUCAGAUAAAUUUUCAGGUGCAGCAAAAAACUGAGUCGGCAAUGUAAAAGUUAUGAGGGUGUUUCCUUAAACUAGAUUUUAGUCCAUCUCAUAGAUCUCUUAAGGGAAACAGACGUUUUUAAAAGUAAAAUAGGGAUAUCUUAGACUUGGCUAGUUUGCACCUGACGCCGUCGAGUCUCUAUACAGACUUAUAAACACCAUUGUGGUCAUUCAAAUGUAUUGGAUUCUGCCUAGCUGAAGAAAAGACUCAUGUUUAUUGUACCAUGUUAGUAAUUCCUGCUGUCAUUCUGAAUAGUUAUGACUUCAGCUUAUUGAACAGCCAAAUAGUCAUGCAAAUGGGCAGCUCAACUAAAUUUUGCAUAAUUUUUUAUACAUGGACGAUGCAAGCAUAUUUGGAUUUUUCUUCUAAUUUUGAGUAAGGAGUUGUGUGAUCAAAAGUAUCUUUGUGUCUUAAGGAAUGAUCUGUCGUGGAGGCAUAAUGUCUCUCUGUCUUUGUGUUCUUUUAUGUGAGUGGAAGUUGUGCAUUCAUGGUUGUGGUUGUUUUUAAGCAUGCGGUCACUUUUCUUGUUUCUGUGGCUUAACGAAGAAUGAUUUUGCAUGCAGUUUGUUUUCCUGUUGAAUAUUUGUGUUUGCAAUUUUAAAUCAUUACUAUUGACAUAACGUAGGUGCUAAAAUGUUAUUGCUAUCGUUAAAAAAAGGUUUAUGAAUCAAAUGAGAGACUUUGUGUCUUUUUUGAGCAUUUUCCUCAUUUAGCUCCCCAGAGGGUGAUCCUGAACUCACUAUAUUCAGUAGUGUCUAUUGUUUCAUGAACUGUUGAGGGUUCUUUGCAUGUUCACAGAUUAUUAUGCUUUAUAUAUUUAUCUCUGUAAACAGCCCGCAUGGUUUAAUGCCUGGUACUGACUGAAGAUGUUGAAGUUCAGCAUGAGGUCAGGGGGUGUUCGCAGAGAUACCUGAGAAACGAUGGUUAACUCCAUUGUUGACAGUGAUGGACAAUACAUUCUGUAAGAAUUACGUUAUAGUAGUGUGUAAGGUUUAAGUAGCAUGAGAAUUGUGCCAUAUUUGUUUGAAUACGAUCUCUCUUCACCUUGCUCUUGUUCAUAUUUUAAUGACACACACAUUUAGCUAAACAUGUAGUUCAAUACUAAGUUACUUUACCUGGUAGAGUUAUCAUGACGAAGUAUGAUUGUAUGUAUAUUACUCCGCUCACAUAGUUUAAACUGCACUUAGACUUGGAUUCUAUUUGGUUGUGAGACUGAAGCUGACAAUUUGGUUAACAGUGCAGCCUAGUGUUUUUUUCUUUAAAGUUUGUGAGAAAGUCAAGUUAGGUUCUAUCUUUCUAUGUGGGAGGAUGUCAACUUUUGCCUGUGUUUGCUACUUGUUUACAGUAGUAUAAGGGUUGUUGUUGGAGGGGGUAUUUUUGGGCUUUGCUUCUUUUUCUCUGGAUUUUUGUUAUUAAACUGAGUAUAAUUUUCACUUUGACAAAGACUUACAGAUUUCUUGACAAGAUUCUUUUGUACAUUCUUAUUUGACGGCUUAGUGUCGUCAAUGAGGCUCCUGAAUUCACAUUGCCUUUCUGUAGAUAAAAUUGUAUUCCGAGAAAUUCUGGAGCACUUGCAAGAUUUCGUCUAACAAUCCACCCGUCCCUUUUCAGUUUCCCAAUUCUUUUAUGUGCUUGUCUUCCAAUAUCUGCUGUUGCCAUUUCUGGAAACAUGCCAAAAUAUUUCAUUCCCGCUUUCUGAAGAUUUCUGCAAACGCAGCAGCAAUAAAACCCUCAUCUUGUAGUGAGACUCAAGAUUUUGUUUCCUGUGCCUGAUGUAAUGUUUAUAGCAAUGCCCUGUGAGAAGUUGUUAUAGCUCAUUUGUCAACAUUUCUGUACUUCUAUUAACUUUGCCAAAAUGUGCAACUCUGUGAGUUUUGAGUGAAUGUCAUGUUGUUAGAAGAUUAGAGUACAUUAUGUAUUAUCUGCAAGAGUGAGAGAAAAAAAAUGAAUAUCUUUUUUUCCGUAUAUUUAUUUUUAAGUCCAGGGGAUGGGACCUGAGACCAGUGAAAACUGUUACAGUUGACAGCAAUUGUUUGGCAUUUUGUGGUAUGAAUGCAUGUGCAUGUUUUUCAUUUGACAUUUGUUUCUUGAUUCAUUUGUUGUGUGGACCAGGAUUUCCUUUUGUGGGGACAUUUGUGAGGCAUCGUGGUAUAAUCAGGCGCUCGUCAAAAUAAGGAAAUCGAAGAAACUGUCACUUUUCCUUCUGUUUGGCAAUUUUUAUCGAAUUUGUGCUUUUUGGCUCAACGCCUUUUAUGUCCAUUUAAAAAGAUAUUUCUGUGUGCAAAUCACUUGAAAAACGUCUCAAAGGCACACAAAAAAUUAAAGUUUCAGUUUCCUAGGACUCUCAAGAUAAGGAAGUGACUGAACUUUGGCAGCCAUUUUCUCUCUAAUUUUACCCCUGAAACCAGGCGACCCCACUUCCUUCAAUUGCUAAUAUCUCACAUUCUAUUCAAGUUAGAAGGGUAUUUUUGUCCCAAAUGUAAGGCAAAUUAAGCAAGUUUUAAGAUAUUACCAAUAACUCUUAAUACCUCAAAAUUGACGAAUGCCUGAUUCCACCGUGUUGCAUCACAUUUAAAUGUUCCACCCCCUCCCCCAACUCCGCCUCCUCCUCUCAAACAAAUGAGAAAAAAAUAGAUUUCAUUCAUAAACAGUACCGUCAUUUAUUUGUGAUAUUAUUUUGAAAAUGCAAAUCAAUUUAAAAAUUUGAUCGCGAUGACUUGGUCCAAUGUGCAAUGCUUAUGGUAUCUUUUGUUAGCUCAGUUGUGACAGACUGGAGUGGGAUAGCUUCCUUUACUUUCUAAGCUGAGCUUUGAUUUUUCUCUUCUCUCCUGCAUAGAAUGGCUGUCACAGGGAUUAAGAUGGUGAUUUUUGUUGGGGUCAUGAUGGGCUAAAAAAAAAACAACAUCUGUUCCUCUUCUUUUUUUUAUAGUGAAUGUCAUAAGGUCUCACAUGCUUUUCGUUUUUCUUUCCCAUUGAGUCAUGAUAAAUAGUGGGGGAUAGUGAAGCAUAACCCUCCUACUGUCUUUAAGCAUCUCGACGAUCACAGCCUACUGUUUUCUUCUCCUGUAAGAUGUAGCAAGAACCUUACUAUAACCAUGGAUGUUACACACUGGGUCAAGCCGUUCGAAAUCGGAGGUCAUAUGUUACUUUUACCAGACAAUGUAUUGUGUUGGUAAUUAUGUUGUGCAGUGAUUGAAGUACUGAGGCGUUAUCAUGUGACAAGUUAUGUAUGUGUGUGAUAUAAUAUGUGUGUGUUCUGUCAGCAUCACUGUUAGUGCUGACAAUUAUGGCUGUAAGGAAGCUGUAAUAAGGAUAUGGCCACAAAAUAUCAAAAUGUGUAUCUUGUGAUAUCUUUUUAUCUUGUUUGUGAUAGAUCAAAAUUUGUCUUUCUCUCUUGUAGACAAUAACAUUUUAAUGGCAUUACAAAACUAUGUAAUCAGUACAAGUUCGUUUUUAUUUAUUCUCUUUCCAUUUUUGUAAUUUACAUGUAGAAUGUAUGAAUUUUCUGUACUGGGCAAAUAUUGCAUAUAUGGUUUCCUUUUGAUUUGAAGGAAUUUCUUCUCGAAAUAUUUUCCAGGGUUAUUAAGAAUAGGCGGUUCUGAAUUGUGAAGUGCUACUUCCUUUACAAAAUAAGAACAAUUUUAAAAUGAAAUUUGUGUAUGUUUUGUGAUAUAGCAUCUUUGUGUUAGUUCAUUUCUCUUAUGAUUUCAUUUGCUGUGUCUUUUUAUAAAAGAGAAGUUUUAGCCAGUGAUGACUGUGUGUAUGUACACCAGUGUAUGUGGUAUACGGUGGGCCCGGGCAAUAACUGGACAGCCGGGACCAACUCGAUGUCCCUGCUAUACUUGAUAUAGAUAAAUUCUGUUAUAGAGGGGAUCAAGUUUAUUUACAUCAUAACUGAUGAUUAACGAAUGAGAUUGUUUUUAUUACAUAGAUUGUCCUCUACUAAUUCAUCAGUUAUUUCUCCUUUCUUUUCCCAUAGUGUUUUUUAAUUCAUUAGGAACUUUGUCUUGCUUUUUCUUGUAUCUGACUCUCGCACAGGUUGACUCGACAUAAUUUGAGAUGCAUGGGUAAUUAUAAGCAUAUACUUAUAAAACUAACGCCAGAGUUUUCUAACCUGAAGACCCACCCAGAAACCGAAUGAUAUUAAAAAUUUCUGAUAACACGAAAAACAAAGUGCAAUCUAGACCAUCUGUAGUCAUGUAGCUUACAUAUAGAGACACUGAGGCUGGUUGAAAGAGUGGAUCACAAUGAUGGACAGAGAGAAAGAGAAAUUAUUUUAUAACUUUGAUACAAUGAAGUCGAAAAUAUUUUAUACAGUCUGCUUUCGCUUCAAUAGUAAUUAGAGAUAUUUUCCAAACUGGGAUUUUGCUUGUGAUAAUAAUAAUUGCAUUUAUAGAGCUCAUAUCCAUGCUCUAAUGACCCUUCACAAUCGAAUAGUUACAGUGUUGGGGAAAAGAACACACAUAGAUCUUUGGUAGUUCUAGCGCCCAGUGCCUACUUUUCAUAGUCAUUAUUCUCGUAACAAGUCUUUUCACCCUCACGAGGAGACAAUAUGACGAUGUAGUGUCAGACAUAGUUGCUAGGUCAUGCUAUGUCAAUGGAUUUGCAAGCACACCAAAGAAAUCCAGCUUCCCACUUCCCUCCCCUGCACACAAGGUAUGACACAUCUUAAAAUGUGUACACAAUAAGCUUAGAUCUACUGUGUGUGGGUCAUGUUGGUGAAAUUUAUCAUGUGGGCUUGUUUUGCUUCAUUUGGUUAUUUUUUCUACUGUAUUGUCUGUUUGUUGUAGGAUUUCGUCAAUGGUUGGACCACUUUUAAGAGAUCUGACUGGGCGAUUUAUUAUACACUUGCUAUAGCCGAAACCUUGUAAUAACCAAGAAUAUCUUAAGUGGGGCCAACUGUUUGAUUUUUCGCGCAACUCACUAUAGAUGUUAGUUCAGUUCCUACAUGGGAAAGAUAUUUCAGAGUGAUUAGUUCUGAACAGAUGAGUUCAAAGCAGUGUGCUUUCUACAUGAUCUAAAAAUUAUGUCAUUGAAGCCUUAAAACAUUUCGCAGUCCAGUCCUCCUCUCUUUUGGUCCGACAACAAAUCAAGUACAUUGUACUUUUGUACUCUCUUUCUAUUUUGUUUGUCUAGAUUUCUGUACCACAGGUCAGCUCGGUCUGAUGCUGUGUCCUGUGGAAAAGGACUGAAUAUUAAUAUGAGUUUUUUCAUUUGACUGCUUGACACAAUAACUUUAGGUCUUUACGUGCUGGAAUAAAGCAUAAAAUAAGAAAGAAAGACAGAAACAACAGAAAGAAAGAGCAGAAAUAGGACCCCAGCCAGUGGUGAGCUCCGUUUACCCUCAUCCAAUACCUAAACUACAUAUUUCCUGUUGGAAGUAGGUUGUGAGAUGGCAUGAUAAAUUUCACUAGCCUGUUGGUGAAUGGAUGAUCAUCUUUUUUGUUUAGUUAUAAAUGUUUUCAUAUUGAAUCUUAGACCUAGUCUGUGCAUCAAGUCAGAUGAGAGAGUCUUUAUUUUUUUGUACCAAAGUGAAUUUGAAAUAACCCUGAUGAAUGGAGAAAAAUAAUUUCCAUGACAAAAUGACAUCAUGUUUUGCUCCUUUCCAUAGAAACGCAACCUGUGAUAACAUCUUCUCCUUCCCUACUACUUGAUGUGGUGAAGUUUUGGUAGUUCUGAGAAGCAAUUUUAUGUCUUGUUCUUCAUGCUUCUGAGUAAUGUUACAAUGUAUUAUGUAUUGAUGAAAGGGUAAAAGUAAAGUAUAGCCGCCCAAAGUCCUGGGGCCCAUCAACAAUCACAGCCAGCUGUUUCCUGCUGCUGUGAGAUGUAGCACUAACCCCAGUGUGACUCCCAUGUUGACCCUGGAUCUGAGCACUAGGUCAAGUACUUUCAAAACAGGGGGACCAACUUUACUUUUACAAAUGAAAGAAUGACUAGAAGUAAGAAGCGGGGAUGAUACUCACACCUCAUGGGGUGGAGGGGGAGGGAGACGGUAUGUGCAAGAUGUAAGAUUUAGUAAAGAACAGAGUCAGUUUGGCAUUUUAGGUUGAGUGCAAGUGGUGAGCAUGUUUUCCAUUUGCAGCCUCUUUCUCGAUGUAUUCUGCAUUGUGGGUUAAGAAUUAUGAGGUUGUUUUUUUUUUUUUAUAUUAUAUGAAUUAAAAUAGAGAUCUUCAACUCCAGCCCCUUAUCAAACUAACGAGAAAAACUGAAUCUUAUACUUAAUCCAUACUUUCAUAUGUUUUUAUUUUUUUUAAAUAAAAAGAUAAAACACAGAUAUACAUUAGAGAAUGCAUUUGGUGAGCAUGUUUUCCAUUUACAGCCUCUUCCUCGAUGUAUUCUACAUUGUGGGUCAGGAGUUUUCUUAUAUUAUGUAAAUGAAAAUAAAGACCAUCAACACCAACCCCUUAUCAAACAAAGGAGAAGAACUGGAUCUUUUCCUUAAUCUAUACUUUCGUAUGUUUUUAUUUUUAAAAAUAAGAUAAACACAAAUACAGUAGAGUCGGCUUAAACUUAAAUCUGCGGGACCAUCAGUUUCAGAUUUUCUUCUGUUUAGCCAAGUUUUCGGUUUAGAGAUGCUGCUCAAAUAGAAGAAAAAAUCUGGGGUUUUAUUUUCUUUUGGUUUACCGCUGUUUUCAGAUUAACUGUCUUCAGUUUAAGCAGAUUCCACUUUAAAUAUGUAUUCCUCUAUUAAUCAACAGUUGUUCAAAACAUAUCAAUGAUUUUAUCGUAACUUAUGAAAAGAAAUUAGUUGUCUUAUUUUGGAAAUUGUCUCCAGUAGAUCGGCACUUUUGUUCUGCCCUGUCGUACAAAUUCUGUUGAUAGUUUUUGCAGGAUUUUACUAAGUGAAUACUUGUAAACAGAUGAUUGGAAUAUCAGAAUACUCAGAGUAGAGUGUACAGGGGAGGAUGGGCUGUCAUGAUAUUGUUAAAAUUGCAGAUAUUUUACUUGUGGAUGCAUAUAUGUGUUUCAACUUUUUCAUAGCCCUACAGCCUACAGCUUUUUAUACUGCUCCCCACACCUUUUUUUUUUUUACAUCCAAACGUCAUCACCGACUUAUACAGUUGCGAGCGCCGUGAAACGUCUACUAAAAGUAGAAAACAAACAAAACAGAAAAAACAUCGCAAAGUGAUUCCAUCACUCAGUGAGUGGUUAAGUUCAGAAAGAUUUUCUGUUGUGUGAAUUUAAUUAGGCCUACAAUCUUCUUUCACCAUUUUGCUGUGCUUGUGGUUAGAUUGUGUAGCAUACAGCUGACUCUUGGUAAACUCCUAAAAACAUACUUGUUUGUGGGCAGCAAAAUAUGAGUCAAAUGCAAAAGAAAGAGAUGCUUUCCUUAUCAAGAAAACAUUCAUCAUACUACAUUUGGAAUUUUUGUUGUCUGGGAGGGUGAUGAAAGGACGUACCACUUUCAAGACUUUCAAAAUUGAGGAAUCACCCAGAUUUCAUGUUUUUUAAAUACUUAUUUAUUCAUUUGUGUGUGUGUGUCAGUUCAUGUGUUUUCCCUGUCACAAUGGACCGUGAAGUUUCAGGGUAGUCCAGAAAUCCAGACGCCCGACUUGGGCUCACCUAAAAUAAAAAUGGGAAAAAAGCGGAGGAAGCCCCUGGCAUCAUUAACAAGUCAGCAAAGAGUUCAGCCAGUUGCGAGAUUGCUGUUUCUUUUUGUUUACACACCUGGCUUGACUUUCUGUGAACGGAGGCCCGUGAGUCGACAAAGAGAUCAGCCUAUGGGACUCUGAAGCCAUUCUUAUAUAUCCAUAUAUCUGUGUCUGCCUUUGUGCUGCUAUGUAAAUAUUUUAACUUAGUGAUAACCAUGUCAUAAUAAAUUGUACCGGUGUGGGUUGACGCCAUGAUUAAAUAGAUUGUUUUUUGGUGUGGGGUAUACAGUAAUGUCUGCUAAUGCUCUAGACUUCCAUUUUGCACCAUAGUGCAUGCAGUUUGUGACUUGAAUUUUGCACUUGUAUAUAUGUACUUUAGUCUAUGCAUCUCUAGUUGAACUGAGAUGAAUGAAACUCUAGACAUGAGUUUUAUUGCAUGACAUAAUUCACACAGCUCUAGUCGUGAGUUUUGUGCCAUGAGCAGGAAGAUUCACACCGUUGUAGUUGUGAGUUCUGUUGCACAUCAUGAUUCACACAGUUGUAGUUGUGAAUUCUGUCGCACAUCAUGAUUCACACGGUUGUUGUUGUGAGUUCUGUUGUGUUUCGUGAUCCACAUAGUUGCCGUUGUGCAUUUUGUGCCAUGAUCAUGAAAAUUGACUGGGAGUGAGUUUGCUUGAUGUGUACCCGAAGCAUGAUGCAUGAGGUACUUGGCCUUAGUUUCAUGCCAUAAUAACUAGUGCUAUAAACUUGAGUUUUAUACUCAAUGCAGCAAGCUGCUUUAGAACUAAAGAGUUACACCAUAAUAAUAUUAUUCAUGCAGCUCUAGUCUUGAGUUUUAUUUUUAUCUAUCUCUAACUCUAAGCAGAUAUUUAAGUGAAAGCAUGCUAUGUCUGUGGUUUGGUCUCUUUCUUCUCUUUACCUUGUACUUGUGUGUCUUCUUUGACGGAAAUGAAUGUUUGUAUUUUGAGUACAAGUGUUAGUCUGGGUAAAACUCGUAUGUCUGUGUAGUUUCAAGAAUAUUUUCUUCUUUUAAAUUUGUCAAGGCAGUCCAGGCACAUUAUCAAUAUCAUUGAUUAUGUUGAUGGAAAAAAUGAAGUCCUUAUGGGGUACUGGUUUGUGAAAAAUACUUAAAAUUCAUAAUUGUUACAGGGUACACAAAGUCAAAAGUCAUUCCAAUCCAUUUCCUUUCCUCCAAACCAGAGAUGCAUGAAGCUAUGAGAUUUGAGCUCGUGUAGGUGUGAAAACACUGUUGUUAUCCUGUGUGUAAGUUAGUUAUGCAUGUGCAUGUGUGUUAGGGCAAUAGAGGUUCACCUGUAGUGCGCUAGUGAGACAGUGUGUGCUUCUGCUGAAAAUUCUAUUUUAAUCAGAGUCUCAACAUAUUGAUUGCAGAUACAACAUAUUAUGUCUCAAUUUUUGUUCAUGUUGUUCGUUAUAAUUCACUUUUAAUUUUCGAACUGAUAUAAAAAGUAGGCCAGAAGCAAGCAAGGAGGAAACAAACAUGUUUCUGGAGCGGAAACAAACAUGUUUCUGGAGCUUGAUUUGUGCGUACUCUUGCAAUAGAUUUUAUACCUGACAAUUGGAAUUAUAGGAGAGUCUGCUUUUUACCUUAAUAUGUGGGGCCGCCUGAUUUUUUUUGCUUUCGCUUGGUUUUCGGUUUAAAGAGGUUGUUCAAAUAGAAGGAAAACGAGGGAUUUUAUCUCCUUUCAGUUUAACCUUGUUCGGCUUAAGUGGACUCCUCUGUAUUUCAAAAACAGAAUCAAUCAUUUGUCAGACCGAAAUAUUUCUGGUGUCAUUGCUGUACCAGCAGUACAAGUGAACCUGAUCUUUCUUUGGUUCAUGGAAACUUUUGUCCUUGUCCUUCUCUGUACAAAUAAAAAUUAGUUAAUUAGAAUAAAUUAAAGAAGUGUUAUACCAGGAGAUUGACUGCCCCAUUCGCACAGCAAGUACAGAAUGGGUACAGUCAUUGUAACUAAACUGUUUUUGUUCAGUUUUAUUAGUAAUUAAUUGGUCAAGUUCUGAAACAUUGAGGCUGUAACCUAUCACUAUUAACAAUAUAAAAUUAUCCUGCAUGGAAAAAAAUUCACAUUGUACACCAUAAUCUAUCAUACAGUUUUUGUGCUUGCUCCCUAUGUGAGAGUUCAACCUCUUGUAGAACUGAAACUGAACAUUGUAUUAUUUUAAUAUUAGCACCUCCACUGACUCACCUGAGACUACCAGCUCUUUAACAAGAUUAUAAUGCAAGUCUGGCAGUGAAAGGUUUAAGGCCACUUCCAAAUAAAGCUUUACCAAGACAGCUUUAUUUAUAUGCCUAGAUCUCAUUAGGAAAUUUUUUUGGUAGCAGGAUAGUGAUAACUUGAAGUAUGAAGUAAGAAGACAGUGAGAAGGGCUUGUUCUUAAAGCAGUGUUGUACUCAAUCCACAAGUACCAAGAGAAUUUAAAUCUUGUAACAGAACAAAUAUGGUGCUGGGUGUGGUAGCUAAGAAAUUGUUGUGUUUAUGUGUUGUUUAAUAAAGCAGACAUUGUAACGGAACUUGAAUAAAUGAUUGAGUCACUGGGUUGUGCA